This is a messenger RNA of Loa loa (African eye worm), 702 nucleotides long. RefSeq lists its product as hypothetical. Gene Ontology annotation, molecular function: pyridoxal phosphate binding; L-alanine:2-oxoglutarate transaminase activity. The coding region runs from base 1 to 702 and encodes 233 amino acids. The transcript has 6 exons. The record is from RefSeq and is a predicted model, not a curated record. Lineage: Eukaryota; Metazoa; Nematoda; Chromadorea; Rhabditida; Onchocercidae. Gene Ontology annotation, biological process: biosynthetic process.
AUGUUUGAAGAAAUUAUCAAAUUUGCUUACAAAUAUAAAUUAUCCUUUUUAGCUGAUGAGGUUUAUCAAGAUAAUAUUUAUGAAGAGAAUCGUAAAUUUCAUAGUUUCAAAUCAGUGAUGAAAUCAAUGGGUGAACCAUAUUCGCAGAUGGAAUUAUGCUCAUUUCAUUCAUGCUCAAAAGGUUAUAUGGGUGAAUGUGGCUUAAGAGGUGGUUAUGUUGAAGUAAUAAAUGUUGAACAAGAAGUUUUCAAUCAUUUACAAAAAAUGACCUCAGCAAAACUUUGUUCCACUAUACUUGGACAGUGUGCAAUGGAUUGUGUGGUAAAACCACCACAACCAGGUGAACCAUCGUAUGAGCAAUGGUUACAGGAAAAAACAGCAGUAUUAAAUUCAUUACAAGAACGUGCAAGAACAAUUUAUAAUGCUUAUAAUUCAAUGGAUGGUAUUGAAUGUAAUCCAGUACAUGGAGCAAUGUAUGCAUUUCCACGUAUUAAAAUGCCUCAAAAAGCAAUUGAUAAAGCUAAGUCAUUAAAUCAGGAAGCUGAUUUCUUCUAUGCAAUGCAAUUACUUGAAAAUAGCGGUAUAUGUGUGGUACCUGGAAGCGGUUUUGGACAAAAACCUGGAACAUAUCAUUUUCGGUUAAUUCAUUCUUUUAUGUUUUACACGUUUAUAUCAUAUUAUUUUAUUUUUUCUUUUACUUAA